AUGGUUCGUAAAAAAUCAGCUUCAUCAAAAGUUAGGUCUAGAAAAGAAGCUUACAAACGACGACAACAAGUUCAUCCACAUAUUAGUCGUUCAUGGAGAGUAUUAAUUGUAACCAUGAAAGCUGUCAAAAGAUUUUUAAGUUUUAGACACACAGCUGAAGCUGUUUCGUGUGUGCAGAAUGUGUUGAGCAUAUCAAAAACUGAUUUGAUUUAUUCGAACUGUGUCAAUCGUGGUCGUAACAUACAUACACAAGAUAAAUUUUCUAAUUCACCAAAAAAAAACGAACACUUUGAUGAUUUAAAAAUUAUCAAGGAUAUUGUUAAAAAAAUGGUAACAAGAGUUUGUCGUCUAGAUAACGAACGAAAAAGGCAAUUUGAAAAAAGAAAGAAAAAUAAAAAAUCAGGAAAUAAUGCUAAUAGUGAAAAAUCUACUUCAAAACUCAGUAGACAAAGCAAGUGGUGGAAGAAAAAAUCUUCUCAGAAUGUGCUAUUGCGUGAACAACAAUUCGAACGUUCAAGAAAAUUUUAUCGAAACAAAUAUAAGAAUAAUAUUGCAUUUCGUGAUAAAGAAAAGGCUCGGUCAAAUUCGCAUAUUUCAAUAAAAUAUCAUACCGAUUCUAAUGUUCGUGAAAAAAUUAAAGCACAUUCAAAGAUUUAUUGUCGUCAUAAAUAUUAUAAUAAUACAGUUUUUCGUGAGAAGAUUAAAGCAAAAUCAAAUAAUGUUUUCUUAAAUAAAUAUUAUAAUAGUAUAGACUUUCGCAAUAAAGUUAAAACAAAGUCAAAAAUUCAUCUUUUAAAUAAAUAUCAUAAUAAUUCAAAUUUUCGAAAUCAAUAUAAAGCACGUGCAAAAACUCAGGUUUUGAAAAAAUAUUAUACUGAUAAUUCGAUAAGAUUGAAAAUGAUUCAGCGUGCAUUGAAUUCAUAUCGUAGUAAUAAUGCAUUGAUGGCACGAAAAUCAAGACAGCUUUAUAAUCAACGUAGACGUAUUUUAAAAAAAUAUGCUACUUUUCAAAGUCAUAAAUGUACAUUUAAACAUACCAAUAUAUAUAGAGAGAAUUUUAAAAAGUUUCAGAAAAUUAUUCGAGAAGGACCUGAUUAUGUGUGUUUAUCAUGUGGAUUAGCACUAUUUCGUAAUCAGGUUAUACCAUUUGUUGUAGAAAAGUAUAUAAAAGAAAAUAUGUCAUAUGAAAUAAAAAAACAUAUUCAAUCUUACCUUAAGUACUCUUCCUCCACAGAACAAAAGUGGAUUUGUAAAUCAUGUUCAGACAAAAUAAAGACACGACAAAUACCAAGCCGAUCAGUCGUGAAUAAGUUGAAAGUAUGUGACGUUCCGACUGAAUUAAAAGAAUUAAAUAAUCUCGAAAAACAUUUGAUUGCUUUACGAUUACCAUUUAUGAAAAUUGUAAAUUUAACAUCCGGUAAAUUAUCAAGUAGAUUUGCACAAAAAGGUACUAAAGGACCACUUCAUUGUGUACCAUCAGAUGUGCAAGAUACAGUAACUAUCUUACCUCGCCCAGUUGAUAAAUCGAUGAUGGUUCGUUUGCAAUUGAAACGUCGACUAAAAUACAAAGCUGUAUGGGAAGAACAAUUAAUAAAUUCAAAUGAUGUAAGAGNCUUUUGGGCUUUUUCUAAUCUCAUUGGACUCUACUUAUCGGCAAAAUAUCGGCUUAAAAGCUUUGAAUCACUUCGAACGGUUCCCUCGUUAGUAUCAACUAUAUCUUCACUAAUUUUUACAGAAGAUUUAGCUUGA
Messenger RNA from Rotaria sp. Silwood2, 1749 nucleotides. The record is from the annotation of a GenBank genome assembly. NCBI's taxonomy places the organism in Eukaryota, Metazoa, Rotifera, Eurotatoria, Philodinida, Philodinidae.